AUAGCAACAGCAGACGACACUGCAACAGAGGCAGUCGAUGCAAUGAUGGCGAUUUCGGGGAAAGUGAUGGAGAAACGGGUGCUCUCAGGAGCAGCUGGGGCUUCCGGGUUCGCUUUUUUGUUAAUGUUAAUUUCUGUUGCUACGGACUAUUGGAUGGUGUUAAAGGUACCCAGCGGCUUCUACAGGAAUGUUACCAAACAAUAUCUCAUCGGUGCUAAUUCAGGUCUAUGGCGAUUAUGUCGGACGGAGGUUAAGAAUCUGACGGAAUCCGGCGGCAAAAUACUUCGGUACUGCGAGUCUCUGGACAUGUUUCCCACCAACCACAACCUGAGCAAUCAUCCGGAAGUUGACUCUGGAUAUCUAGAUUACCGAAGGACCUGCUCUGCCUUUGCCAUUAUAGGACUGGUAUUGAUGGUAAUGGGAAUCUUCUUUGCCUUCUAUAGCAUGCGGGAAGUACGUUAUAUGUUUAAACGAUUAACAUCGUUCAUCUUUUUUAUGUCUGCUCUCUGUGUCCUUGUAUGCAUAGAAGUACUGAUGUCGUCAAUGACUUAUGCUGCUGCUAAACUUCCUUCAAGAAUACCAAAAGGAUCAAACCUUACCUACGGGUUUUCAUUUGUCUUUGCCUGGUUAGCGUUCAUAGCUUACUUAGCAGCUGGCGUGGUCUUUCUGGCAUAUGGAAGAAAAAAGAAGUCGGAACACGGCGUUGAAGAAGAAGUCGCGGAAGCCAAUCAACCCCUGCAGCUUGGCCGGGUGUGAUCCGAGAUAAUCUUUUUAAAAUAAUGAAUAAGUAAAAUUUAUGGCAUCCAGGAUGCAAGAUGCCGCAGUCAGAGCAUCGAUAUCAAAUUAUCAAGCGCCUGCCGGAAGUCUAGUCAUGAUAUCAGGUUUGAAUAUCAAGUCAGGAUUCAAGAUAACGCAGAUGCACGCCAUUUUAGCUGGAGGCGCUGAAGUGGAGUUACGCCCCUGCCACCUAGCCAGGUGUAACAUCCCUGCCACCUAUCGAACCAGGUGCAACAUUUGUGGUUGUUUCCCAUAUUUCAGUGUUCCAACAGAAUAGACGGUUAGAGAUACAAUUGCUUUUCAAUAGGGGGAAAAGACAGAAGACUAGUCAAGUUAUCUUUUAGCGUUCCCAAAUAAUCAGGGGAACACUGAGAAACGGAAACGGUCGUUACACCGGGUUUGAUAUUCAAAACUACAGGUCUGGUCACAAGUGCCAGGUUUAAACUAGGACUUGCUCUAUAAGCUCCAACUCAGCCAAGGAUAAAAUUACCAUGAACGAGCUACAAUCAGGGCAAAGUUGGUGUUGCAACGUCAUGAGCAGGUCAGAUUAGGUUGUUGUUUACUCUUUUUUUGCUCUGAUCCACAGAGAACACGGUAUGCAUGAUGACUUCCAGACUAAGUUCGUCCUGUGCUAAGAAACGAUGAGUCCGCACAGCUCCCCUGAAACGUUACUAAAUGUUCGAUUCGUCGCUAUUUCAAAGAUGGCAGCACAGCUUAACCUCGGGAGAGAGGUACCGAUCGAGUUAAUCGCCAUCUCAAGGAAAGAUCAACUACUCGUGGAAGAUUCAAAUGAGCGCUUUUACAAAUUACCACAAUGUAACCAAUUGGGUGUAAGUCUUGUUGCUGACUGAGGUCUUUUGAACAUGUUCCGUUGCUUCCAAUAUUUGCGAAAUAUAAUAUUUUGGCUGAGGUCGCCGCCGCAAGAAAACUACGCCCGAGCACAGUGGGUACCUGAUGCUGUUGGCGUCCGUGAUGAUUCCAACAAACUGUACUAAUACCGCUGUGGCCGUGCGUUUUUUUGGGGAUAAGGGUUUCACAGCAGAAAAACGCAAUUAGUUAAUCCAGGUCUUCAUUCAGUGUUAAAGUGUUUUGGGCUGUUUUGUAGUUUCGAUUAGUGUGUAUUUUUGUAGUCUAACGUCAGUGCCUUGCUGUUGUAUGUUAUUGGUAUCUUAUUAUAACAUUUAAAACUAUGCGUGUCAUGUUACUGAUGAUAAUCCUGGUGCUAAUUAGUAUAAAAUGUCGUGUCAUUAUGUUUAAAAAUUGCUUUAUAAUCAAUAUGUGCUGGGUAUCCUGACCAACUCUUGAGCACUGAAACUGUGUCAAAGUAAACUGCAAAUCGUCAAAUUUUGCGGAUUCUGGUUUCUAUUUCAGGCAAUUUUGGUGAGGAGGGUGCACCAAGGGCCAGUUUUUGCUUUAUUUCUACGAUAGUUUCGGGGAGAAAAAAAUAAUACAAAAAAGGAUAUUUUCAGUUGGAUGACUUGGAAACGUUUUUGAAUAAUUUGCCAAGUGGAAAUGUGUCAAAAGUAUACAACACGUAAAUCAUUGGUGCGCCUUAUUUAGCCAAAAUCAGAAAUACAUGUGCGUUUACUUUAAAUCAAAUCUAACUUGUAUCUAUAUAUUUGUUUAUAUUCGUGGUGAUUCACGAGACAGUACACGCUCUGUAAGAUUAUUCGUGAAAUGGCUAUGGUCAAGCUGUAAAUGAUUUAACACGGUACGGUUUUAUCCCUUUUACAUGUAGUUUGGCAUAAGACAAAUAUGCGUUGUUGUUUUUUUCAAUUUACAUGCAUGUCAUCUUUUCCCUUUUUUAUAUGCGUUUCUCACUGACACACAUUUGCAGCACUCGCUUUACAUUAUGCUUUUGCACACUUUACUCUCAAUGUAUAUUACAAUUGUUAUCGAAUUUCUAUGAAUAAAUACAUUUUCAUUUCUUUU
Molecule: messenger RNA, 2709 nt
Organism: Lineus longissimus
Lineage: Eukaryota; Metazoa; Nemertea; Pilidiophora; Heteronemertea; Lineidae
Product: transmembrane protein 114-like
Exons: 4
Coding region: 43-756 (237 amino acids)
Biological process (GO): calcium ion transport
Cellular component (GO): membrane
Source: RefSeq, a predicted model, not a curated record